CUCUGGACUGAAUAGCAAAUGCAAGUCAACUUGUAUGUACAGGUACUUUUGAAGGUCUUUUUUUUCUUUUUUUUCUACUUGGUUGGUUAUUUUUUCUAAUGGUAUGGUGUCUCUCACUCUCUUGUUGUUCUCUCUCGUGUUUAUGUGGUCUCUUCGUUUCUUUUCUACCUGGUUGGUCUCUCCCUCUUUCCCUUUCCUUCAUCUGUCUCUCAUUGUCAUGGUGCUUUCUUCGAGAUCUCUUUUCUGCGUGGUUGGUCUUUUUUUUUUUUUGUUUCUUUCUAUUUGGUUGGUCUCACCCAUGGUUGAUGGUCUCAUUCUGUUUUCUACUUGAUUGGCAUCUCUGUCUCCAUUAGUAUUAUUAUUA
Molecule: messenger RNA, 364 nt
Organism: Halteromyces radiatus
Lineage: Eukaryota; Fungi; Mucoromycota; Mucoromycetes; Mucorales; Cunninghamellaceae
Exons: 2
Source: RefSeq, a predicted model, not a curated record